Molecule: messenger RNA, 1134 nt
Organism: Trichechus manatus latirostris (Florida manatee)
Lineage: Eukaryota; Metazoa; Chordata; Mammalia; Sirenia; Trichechidae
Gene: PROCA1
Product: protein interacting with cyclin A1
Biological process (GO): arachidonate secretion; phospholipid metabolic process
Molecular function (GO): A2-type glycerophospholipase activity
Source: RefSeq, a predicted model, not a curated record
AUGUGGGUCAGGACGACACUGACGAUUGAAAGAUGGACUAGGGAAAGGCCUGGGCACAAGAUCAACAUCUGGGAUGAGAGCAAGAGCAAGGAUAUAAACAGGUUGCCCAGCUGGGAGAGAGGACAUCUGCUGGCUGACGUGGCAUCCAGCACUGACACAUCUACCUUCUCCUCUGAAGGUGAUUUCAAGGAGACUGACAGGUGCUGCUGGAAACACAAGCAGUGUUCUGGGCACAUCAUCCACCCCCUCAUCUCUGACCAUGGUCACCACAAGCUGCACCUGCACACCGUCAGCCACUGCGACUGUGAUUCUAGGGUGAAGGAAUGCUCAGAGAAGGCAAAUAGCAGCAGCUCCCGAGAUGUGGGCCAAACCUGUUCCCGAGAUGUGAGCCCAACCUGCUGCAAGAUCAUCCAGACCCCUUGCUUUGGGCUCAUCCCAGAUGAGGAAGAGUGUGUGGAACGGUUCUGGUAUGGCUGGUGCAAAAGCUACAGGCCUGUCUCGGUGGCAGUGAUCCACCAUCCCAUCCACCAUGAGUUUGGGGAAGAUGACCUCAAUGAAGAAGAGGAGGAAGAAGAAAGCAAGCCUCCCAUCCCGACCCAGGUGGGGCCCCCCACCAAGCCCCCUGACACAAGCACUGGCACGGUCACUGGCACCACCACUGGUACUCCUGACUCAGCAGCUCCCAUCACCAUCUGGCGCUCUGAGAGCCCCACAGGGAAAAGCCAGAGCCACAAGGUGAUCAAGAAGGUAAAGAAAAAGGAAAAAGAGAAAGAUGAGGAGGAAUCAGACAAGGAGAAGGCAAAGCUGAAGAAAAAAGUCAAGAAGGGCAAGGUGACUAAGAAGAAAAGCCCAGUUAAAUCGGAACCUUCGCCUGCAGACCUAGGCCGAUCCGUAAGCCCGAGAGAGUUGGCCAGGAUGUCGGAGUCCAGCCCCGACAGCCGGGACGACCUGGAGAGUGAGGGCAGCUACAAUGACCCCAGACGGGAGGAACCCUCCAGCGAGGAUACUAUGGAGUCUCCAUCUCCCAGGAAGAGAGAGAACACAAACCAGAACAAGAAGUAGGGGAAGGUCUCACAAGUCAGGAAAGUAAACAAGAGGAAAUCUCCCCCAGCAUCAAACCCCAAUCUCAGUUGA